AUGUCGCCGUCGCCGAGCUUCGAUCCCUCCCUAUUCCAUGCAGCUUGUGAUGCGCCGCGAAAAUCGUCCCAUGCCGCUGCUCCUGCUGGGGCGCCAGCCUCACUGAUUCGCCUCACGGUCGUUGCUGCGGCCCUCCUCCUCCUCCACUUCACUGCUGCUGGUGAGUCUGUUCUUGAGCUGAGUUCGUCUCUUUUCAUCUCCUCCUCUUCGUCGUCUUUCUUCCUUGCUCCCCCCACCCACCAUCCGUUCCCCACUCCUUGUGCUCCGCCAACGCCCGGUCAGCAGCCGUCCCCAAUCCGCCCACCUCUCUCCUCCUCCCCUCCCUUUUCCUCCUCCCUCUCCUCCCCUCCCUCUUCCUCCUCCCUCUCCUCCCCUCCCUCUUCCUCCUCCCUCUCCUCCCCUCCCUCUUCCUCCUCCCUCUCCUCCCCUCCCUUUUUCUCCUCCAUCUCUGGUGCAUCGACGCUGCCAAGUGGCGGCGCAUCAGUGGUCACACUGCUUGUAAAUGCGGCCAAUGGGACGCUCGCAUUCGCCCUCCCCUGGGCGCAGGGGGCAGGGGAGAACGUGCAGGCGGGGAUAUACACUGUCGGCGAUAUGCUCAAUGCGUCGUCCCCUCGUCUCGUCCUUCCACUCAUGGGCAUCACUGCCAACUCUACCCCUCCUGCUGCUGCCUCUGCCACACGUGCCACGUCAGCAUCCUCCUCGUCCUCUCCCCUUGAUCCCUUAACUGCAGCAGCAGCAGGUGUGGCUGGUGUAUUGGGGGGGCUAGGAACAUCUGCUGCAGGUGUAACGGCAGGCCCGGGUGUAACAACAGAACCAGGUGUUUCUUCAGGUGCCACAGCAGGACCCCAAGUCACUGCAGGGGCAACAGGAGCAGCCAGGGCAACAGGGGCAGGGGAAGGCUUGGGAGCAACUGCAGCAAGCACAGCACCAGGGACACAAGCACCACGCAGGGGUUUGUCUGGAUCCGUGUCAAAUCCUGUAGCUGCAGCAGCAGGGGCAGCACAGGGGGCAGUGGGUGGAGCGGUGGGGGCAGUACAGGGCGUGGUGCGGAGGGGUUCGGGGUGGUUAUGGGGAGCUGUGCCGGUGCCAGGAGCAGCGCUGGUGAAUAUCCUGAGGGAUCCGGGCCAGUAUCAGCUGCGUCUUUCCGUUGGGAAUGGUGCAGAUGUGGCGUCCUUUGCUGGUCGUCUCGUGUCCGUACCUAUCGAUCUGGCUCGAAGCAUCCCCUUCCUUGGAUCGCUGAUUCCUGAACCUCCUCGGUUUCCUUCCCAGCCCAGUCUUGGCAUCCCCAACCCCCAGUCCCUUUUCUCAGGCAUCCCUGACCCCCAGUCCCUCCUCUCACUUGCGACUGCCAUUCGUGAAAGCAUCGCAUCACUCCCACAAGCUGCUUGUAAGUUAGAAUUCUCCAGACUGGCUGCUGAGGCCGACAAAUGUGCCGCCAAUUCCGCCGCCAAUCCCGCUCCUGAUCACGUGGUUGUUACCCUAGACGAGGAAAACGCGUGUUUACGCGAGUGCGCGGUUUGCUUGGGUGACUAUGACGAAGGGGAACGGAUAAAGCUGCUUCCGCCGUGCGGCCACCGCUUUCACGCGGACUGUAUUGAUCUGUGGCUGUCGUCGAAAAGCACGUGCCCGAUCUGUCGCAAAGACCUUCGUCCGGCUGCGGGACACAUGGUGGGCGGGACGAGGUGGGCAAGCGUGAGCAUGGAUAAGUGA
This is a messenger RNA of Closterium sp. Naga37s-1, 1710 nucleotides long. Lineage: Eukaryota; Viridiplantae; Streptophyta; Zygnematophyceae; Desmidiales; Closteriaceae. The record is from the annotation of a GenBank genome assembly.